This is a messenger RNA of Cylicocyclus nassatus, 2079 nucleotides long. The record is from the annotation of a GenBank genome assembly. Lineage: Eukaryota; Metazoa; Nematoda; Chromadorea; Rhabditida; Strongylidae.
GUGAAAAAUGUUGAGAAAAACGUUCUGAAGUUGCGUGAUUAUCGCCACAAAUAUGCUAGCUAAAAAACAUUUCGCUGACACAGUACAUAGGACUCGUCGUUAUCUAAGCUAGCCUCCUGCUUGAAUUCACAUGGUUGCGCUGAUUCAAUUAUGGCUCAUGGUGAUAUCGUUUCUUUCACACAAAAAUUGGAUCACGGUUGCCCACCCGGAUCUUCAUUUGUAAUCAUAGCGAAACCGCUGAAGAAGAAAAAGAGAGGCAUUGGUGUUCGAUUUGCUGCUUCUCGAAAAACUGCAUUGAUACUCAAGAUAUCAAUAGCCGAAGACGGGAUGAUUACAUCCAGACUUCUUAUAGAUGGUUCUGAUACUACAGAAACUAGGACGGCUGCCGUUUUACCCCUUGAAAAAAACUACAUUUUCGAGUUGAUCUUUACUAGAUCUGACGUAAAGGUACUUUUCAACGGCACACGCAUAAUGACCUUCAACCAUCGCACAAAACUUGAAAAACUCACUAGUUUGCACAUAGACGGAACACUGAAAUUGGAAGAAGUUAUUGUAAAAUUAUAUCAAGGUAACGGACGUACGCAAAUCUUGUAUCCUCUUACUGGUGCAUCAAGUGAAGUGGAAGAGAAGCCCGAGCCCGAGCAGUGCGCAUAUACCACUACACCUUCUGAAUCAAAAACUUUAGUCACUUCACCAGAACCAGCAGAGCCAUUAAGCCCGCCCUGCAAGCCAAAUGGGGAUUCGGAGCCUGCAGCGCCAGAAACAUGCCCAAUAGCGAUUCUCACUCCAAUGGGAUUGCUGAUUCCUCCUAAUCUUCCACCUGCAAUUCUAAUACAGCAAACAGGCCUUGCAGAAAACGAACAACUUCAUUCAGCUCCAUUACCACUUGGAUGUAUCCAGCCGGCACAAGAGACCGUAUAUUGGGGCGCUGAUAACCAGAUUACUACUGAUGAGCUUGCAGCUUACCUAAACAAUUUGUCCAAAUCGAUUUGUCAAGCACGGAACUCGAAUGUUUCCGACGUUAGCAGAAAAGAACAUUAUUUGUCUCCAUUUCUCAGAAGUACUAGGACUGGAAACCCACGAAUUGCGACAGCAUUAAAGAGCAUUGACAAGGAAGUGCAAAAUAUUUACAAUGAGACACCGGCACUGAUGAAGAUGCUGGAAAGCAUUGCUGCAUCUGGACAGGCGAAGGCCUACGCGCAUGAAGUAGCAAAACAUGACAUGGGCAUGGAGAUGUCAAGUAGCGCCGUCCCCACUUACCACAAUGGAAAUGUCAAAUCAGCUUUAUCAAGUUCUUUAGAUCAACUUAAAAAUAGAGAUGCCGCUAGCACAAUGUUGUUGCAAGAGCAUGUGUACGAAAACAUGAGACCGAAAAUAGCAAAUACGAUGUCGAAGAAGGGAACGCCGUCAGGUAGUAGUGGAGAAGGUACCACAAGCAGCAGCACUGAUAUGGAGAGUCGCACAGAGAAAGGCCCAGUUUACUGUAACAUAUCGGCGUUUGACAAGUGCGGCACAACUGGAAAGAAGAGGGAUAUAUCGCAAAAAAAUUCGCCAACCAGCUUAGUUGUAAAGGGUAAACAACAGGAGCAUCAUGUUGACUCACUUUACACUCCUAUCAGAAAAUCUGCGACAAAAGUUCAUAAAGGAUCGACACAGGUUACCGCUACAAAAGUAGAACAACAUCACUUGCGAAUAGAACAUGAUUCUCAUAAUAAUGAAAAUGUGGAAGAGCAAAACAAAUCUGUUACCGAUGGCGGCCACAACAUGGAUAGAACUACUUACAGCAAGUCGCCUAGUUCUGCGGACGAAAACGAUUAUGAAAAAUAUUGGUGCUUUAAUAAAGCGCAAAAGUUGGCAGGCACACUGGAAAGCAAAUUAACCGUUUUUGAGAAAGUCUGCGGUGGCAAGUAUGCGCAGCCUAACAAGGUUGGCCAGAAAAAACCUGGAUUGGUGACAGCUACUGUACGACGCAGCUGUGAGGAUCCGGUGAGCUCUAAGUGGAAAGUAAAGUUGGAUGCAGGGAGCAAAAGAGAUCCGAAAGCCAAGGAUCCCCACGAGUUGUUGAAGCAGCGCUUGUAG